Molecule: messenger RNA, 4941 nt
Organism: Centruroides sculpturatus (bark scorpion)
Lineage: Eukaryota; Metazoa; Arthropoda; Arachnida; Scorpiones; Buthidae
Product: brain tumor protein-like
Exons: 3
Coding region: 1653-3932 (759 amino acids)
Biological process (GO): negative regulation of translation
Molecular function (GO): translation repressor activity; zinc ion binding; mRNA 3'-UTR binding
Source: RefSeq, a predicted model, not a curated record
UUAAUUAGAUUGAAAUAUUCGUUAGAAGUUCGGUUUCGGGCUAAAUAUAUUUCAUAAUUAUUACCUUUAUAUAUAAAUCUAUAUCAACAAUUAGCCAGUAUUCUAUUUAUAUUCUACACAUCAAUCUUUGAAGAUGACAAGUUCAGACAGUAUACUAUUUUCACGUAUAAUUUACUGCCCGUAAAACAAUGAAACACGGGGCCCUGGGAUUAGCAGUUCGUGAAACGUCACAAUUGCACUUCCUCAUUGUUUAUUAAAGGAUUAUUUUUGUCCGUGUUGCUUAUGCCGAUUUCGAGUAUUGUAUUGCUCGAAAUCUAUCUGUCUCGUAGAUAUAAUUACGUAGCUUAUUCGGCGACGGAUUUAAAUUUUUUGCCAUCUUACGUUACACUCUUCUCUUUUAAAAGCGUAGGCGUGGUUCGAGGCCCUAAGCUAUAGUUUGUUUAUGUAUGAACCCGGCUCCGUGUUUAUUGUUGUUCUCGAGUACAUUAAAAAAAUUUAGCUUUUUCUAUUUUAUUUAGAAAUAUGUUCAUCACACGUUAAUGGCAGAAAUUGCAUCUGUAUGAAUUUUAAAUUAUUAAUUUAUUGUUUGCUAGUCGCAGGCUAGUUUUUAGUAGCGCGGUGAUUCCGCAAAAUUUAUAACGAUGACUCACAUACCGUCCUGUUCUUUGAACUGUAUAAGGCCUAUAACGAAAGGGCAUUCACGUUCUGUGGGUUUUGUAGUAGGCCAACUGUUCUGCAUGCUAUACCAUUAUGAGGGGGCCUAUGACCCGGCGUUUGCUCUCGAUUUUUCUACUUUUCCAUCUGCUUUUUACAGUUCAGAGAAUUUUCAGAUACGCGAAUUAAACAAUACAUUUUUUUUAAAAACAAAACAUACUUUAAAAAUUAAAUUGUCAUCACAAACGCGUCAAGUAUUAAUAUAUGCGAAAUUAUUGACGUUAAUGUGUUUUAGAUUGAUACAAAUUGCUAAAUUUUAAUUAUAAAUACUCCACAUACAUAUGGAUAUUGUUAUUGUUAAAAUGUAAUAAUUCGUUCAAUUCGCAACGCCUAAAAUACCAGAAAUACGACAACGUCACACGUAUUUAUACAUAUUUAUAAAGUCUCUUACCCAAAUCAUUUGUGAAAAACGCAACGUACCAUCACCGCGAGACGGGUUUGUUUUAUUUAUUUAUUUAUUUAUUGUUAUUAUUGUUCGAAACACAAUUGCGCGCUGCACAAUAGUAAGCUACGCGUUGACGAUAUUAUAUAAUAGAACGAUAAGCAAUCGAAGAAUUUUAAAUGCCGUUAAUAGCGGACAAUAACACCGUAAUCGCGUUUCGCUCUUUGUUCGAACAAUACCCGAAUGCGCAGUAGGUUUUCGCGUCGUUGCGUUCGGCACAUUCGCACCGUCGGGCGGCGCUAACGUCGCUAACGGUCAUCGACCUUGAACCAAAUCUUUCUCUUCCAAGUGGGAUCGAUUGUGUACCGAGAGAAAGAUAUGAGAUAGCAAAACAACCAUCGAAGAAAAAAACAUCGCAUCUACCAUUUAUACAUUUCGUUUGUCCGAGUGAUCGUAACGAUAAUCCCGUGUUCGGGAAGAUACAAGAAGUAUUGCUGCUAAAGAUCUCAAUGUACAAUAAGUACGAUAUCAAAGUCCAAAGAAUUUGUGAUCAGUCAUGACCUCUCCAACACCCUCCCUUUCUGACAUGCCAGCCUUUGGUACAUCACCAUUAGGUAGCCUUGGAGAACAUAACCAUCUAGAUACUCUGUUAUCAACACAAUGCACUAUGUGCCAUGAAACUUUUACUCUUCCUAAAGUUUUGCCUUGCUUUCAUACAUAUUGUCAGCCUUGUUUAGAGAAAGCUCAAUCUUCAGAUAAGAUCAAAUGCCCACAAUGUAAUCAAGAAUCUUUAUUGUCUCCACAGGGCAUAAAUGGCUUAUUAUCUGAUUAUGCUAUUAGCAAUGUUUUAGAGACAGUUGCUAUGGAAGGUACACCUCUGAGUUGUACUGGGUGUAAAAGUAAAGAAUCAAAUGCAGUAGCACGUUGUUUUGAUUGUGCCAAUUUUCUUUGUCCUAACUGUGUUAUGGCACAUCAGUUCAUGCAUUGUUUUGAAGGUCAUCGUGUUCUCACCUUGGGUGAACUUCAGAAUAGCAAAGAUGAACUGAAAGUUGAAAAACCAGUAACUUGCCCCAGACAUAAAAAUGAAUUGCUUAAAUACUUUUGCAAAACAUGCAACUAUCCAAUUUGCAAAGAAUGUACUGUUAUAGAUCAUCAAAAAGGUCUUCACGAUUAUGAUUAUUUAGCAGAUAUUGGGCAGAAACACGUUGAAAUGAUAAUUCAUACUAUUGAAGAAAGUAAAGCAAAAAUUACUGAUCUACAAAAUGCUUUGAAAACUAUAGAAAAUUUUACAAAUAGACUACAAAUGCAGUAUCAUAAAGCCCAGGGUGAAGUAGAUGAAACUUUUCGAUUCUACUGUUCAAUGUUAGAAGAAAGAAAACAAGAUACGUUAAAAGAAUUAGAAGAAAUUUACAGCCGUAAAAUUUUAUCUUUAACAUUAUUAGAAGAAAAAGUUCAAGAAACAGUUAGCAAAAUUCAUCAGAUGAGCAGUUUUGUUGAUCGAAUUCUAAAAUUUAGUAAUAAUACUGAAAUAUUAAUGUUCAAGCAAUUAUUAGAUGUAAAAUUUCAAACUGCUAUGACUUUUAAUCCUGAAGUUAAUCUCCAAAAUGUUGAUCUGGAAUUUGUUUCUAAUUAUCAGGCUAUUCAGGUUGGAGUACGUAAUACUUUUGGUUACAUACGUCAUGAACCUGAAAAUCAUGAAUCUGGAUCCACUAAGCCUCAACCAAUAGCACGUCCAAAUGGUAUUGUAGGUUCAGAAAGAAGUUAUCAAAAUGGACAUGUCUUUGAAUCAAAUGUAAUUUCUAAACGAUUUAGUUCUGUUAAUAAUCUUGGUCCAUUUCCAGCUUCACUUACUGAUGUAAAUCCGUAUGAAAAAUGGUCUAGUGGUAAUAAUGAAAUAUUUCAAAAUGGUAAUGAUGGCUAUUCAUUAUCAAAUGAACCAAUUGUAGAUCUCUCAACAAAAUUUCAUUCUACUACUAUUUACCCUUUAAAAUCUCAAAUUAAACGUCAAAAAAUGAUUUAUCAUUGUAAAUUUGGUGAAUUUGGUGUAAUGGAAGGUCAAUUCACUGAACCUAGUGGAGUUGCUGUCAAUGCCCAAAAUGAUAUAAUAGUUGCUGAUACAAAUAACCAUCGUAUUCAAAUAUUUGAUAAAGAAGGGCGUUUUAAAUUUCAGUUUGGUGAAUGUGGUAAAAGAGACGGGCAGUUGCUGUAUCCCAAUCGUGUCGCUGUAGUCCGAACAUCAGGUGAUAUAAUUGUUACAGAAAGGAGUCCAACACACCAAAUACAAAUAUAUAAUCAGUAUGGUCAAUUUGUAAGAAAAUUUGGAGCAAAUAUUUUACAACAUCCAAGAGGAGUCACUGUUGAUUUCAAAGGACGCAUCAUUGUUGUUGAAUGUAAAGUGAUGCGUGUCAUCAUCUUUGAUCAGAUUGGCAGUAUUCUACAAAAGUUUGGAUGCUCAAAACAUCUUGAAUUUCCUAAUGGCGUUGUUGUAAAUGAUAAACAGGAGAUUUUUAUCAGCGACAACAGAGCCCAUUGUGUUAAAGUUUUUAAUUAUGAGGGUGUCUUUCUCCGACAGAUUGGAGGAGAAGGUCUUACUAAUUAUCCCAUUGGUGUAUGUAUUAAUCACAAUGGAGAAAUAUUAGUUGCAGACAAUCACAAUAAUUUUAAUAUCACUGUCUUUACCCAAGAAGGGCAGCUGAUAAAUGCCUUGGAAAGCAAAGUAAAACAUGCUCAAUGUUUUGAUGUUGCAUUGAUGGAUGAUGGUUCUGUGGUACUAGCAAGCAAAGAUUACCGUCUGUAUGUUUAUCGAUACAUGCAAGUUUCAGGUAUUUCCUUGUGAGGUCAGAUUGUGAAAUUGGAUAACGUUUACAGCCGCACAAUAGGAAUUCAGUUCCUUUUUAAUAAUAGCACCAACUUCUUGGAGUGGCAAUAGUUGCAUGUUAAGUCAAUGAAUCAGUAUAUGAUUGGUUAAUUACAGUGUUCACAUAUUAAUCAGGGCAGGGUAUUGUUGAGAUAACUCUCACAAUAUAUAUGUGAUCUAAUUGAUCACAUUUUAAGGAAAAAAAAUUUGUUGCAGUAUAAGUUGAGUCAGAUUAAAAGUUUUCAUAGUUCUCAUAACUUGUUGUUCUGGCCUCACAUGUUAUGUCUGGUUAAAUGACCAACAUAUCCAUCCAGCAAAAAAGUAGAUGGGCAAUUGAUGAAGUAUAAAAAUAUGUGUUUGCAUUCUUCAUUGCAAGAUAAAUUUAGAAUCUGAAGGGAAAAUUAAAUAGUUAAGUCCAUUUUUGUUGCCUCUAUUUAAGCACCAAUUCUGUCUGUAGUGAUACUGUUAAACUGGAAAAUGUUGUAAUGCCUUGCUCAUUAAUUAGGAUGGAUGAACUUUAUUCCUUCUACUUGUAUAUGCAACACUGUCAGAUUGAUAGUGUAUCAAAAUUUUUAUCCAUCAAAUUCCUCCAACAUUUUAUGAGAGUUGAAAAUGUUAAAAAUAUAAUCAGCUCUCUUAUUGGUGCACUCAAGUCCAUUACAUCUAUUUAAAUAACUGUUCUUGUAUGGUGGGAGAAGUUGCUGGUUCUAGUCAACAACCAGUACCAGGUUACAAAGCUUCCACUGCUCGUUUUUUGAAAGUUAACACUUUUGUACAACGUUAGAUUUUUCUGACAGUUUAUCUUAUUUAUUGUGGACUAACCUUUUUAAAAGGCAUGCCAAAGAUGCAUGACACACUUGCUGUGAUCUUUGAAUUGUGGGGCCACUUGUUAAAAAAAAAAACUAGUUGUUAGACACACAGCCAAGCAACAUUGUCCUGCCUUAAAAACAAGUGCAGAAUGCAGCUAGGUAAACAACUAUUACUUGCA